Molecule: messenger RNA, 3282 nt
Organism: Penicillium atrosanguineum
Lineage: Eukaryota; Fungi; Ascomycota; Eurotiomycetes; Eurotiales; Aspergillaceae
Gene: ams1
Product: alpha-mannosidase
Exons: 2
Coding region: 1-3282 (1093 amino acids)
Biological process (GO): mannose metabolic process; oligosaccharide catabolic process
Cellular component (GO): fungal-type vacuole membrane
Molecular function (GO): alpha-mannosidase activity; carbohydrate binding
Source: RefSeq, a predicted model, not a curated record
AUGGGUGGGGAAGCUCCGCAUCUCGCCCCCGCUCCAGCUUCCACGCUACCCCGGCUCGCCGAGCGACCGGUCGGCCAGCGCAUCACCAAGAUCUACACCGAUCGACUCAAGCAAUUCACAUCAACCGGUCAAUAUGAAGGUCAGAACCUACUCUCCAAAUACAGCGAAGCAGUGAAUUCCGACGAAGAUCAUGUCAAGCUGUCCGUCUACUCGGUCCCGGACCUUCAGCGGCCGUCCUUCGAUGAAGCCACCUCCCAUAAAUUCGAGCCGACUUCUAUCGGAGAAUCAUUCGGUCCUAGUUGGUCGACCCAUUGGUUCCGGGUUCGACUUACGAUCCCCGAGGAAAUGCGCGAUAAGGAACGUUUGGAGUUCCACUGGGAUGCGAACAAUGAGGGAUUGGUGUGGUCGGAAGACGGCCGGCCGUUGCAAGGUCUGACCGGUGGUGGAGAGCGAACUGAAUGGAUUAUUCCCGAUGAGUGGCGCGAUGGAGAGGAGCAUAUGUUCUACAUUGAAAUGGCCUGCAAUGGCAUGUUUGGAAACGCCCCCGGAGGGGACUCGAUCCAGCCACCUCGACCGGACAAGUCCUAUGUUCUCAGCAAGGCACAAAUCACCGCUGUCAACCUGGAUGCGCGCGCACUAUACUAUGACUUCUGGAUUAUCGGAGAUGCCUCUCGAGAAUUUCCAAGUGAUUCCUGGGAGUCCCAUGAAGCUAACAUGGUGGCCAAUUCCAUAAUUGAUGCAUUCAUUGCCGGCGAUGGAAGCCAAGAGUCAAUCCUUGAAGCUCGCAAGAUUGCUCAAAAAUAUCUCGGCGAUAAGGUCGAUUCGACGGACGUUUAUAAGACUGAUACUCAACCGAUCGUGUACGCCAUCGGUCAUUGCCAUAUCGAUACCUGCUGGCUCUGGCCUUGGGCUGAGACCAAGCGCAAGGUCGCUCGAUCAUGGUCCAACCAGUGUGACUUAAUGGAACGCUACCCUGAGCAUCGCUUUGCUUGCUCCCAGGCACAGCAGUUCAAAUGGCUGAAGCAAUACUAUCCAAGUGUCUUUGACCGUGUUAAGCGCUGGGUCAAGAAGGGUAACUUCCAGCCGAUCGGCGGUAGCUGGGUCGAGCAUGAUACCAACCUACCUAGUGGAGAGUCACUGGUGCGACAGUUCCUCUACGGCCAGCGAUUCUUUGAAAGCCACUUUGGAAAGCGAUCCACCACGUUCUGGCUGCCAGAUACAUUCGGUUACUCUACCCAAAUUCCUCAAAUUUGUCGCCUUGCUGGCAUGAGUCGAUUCCUGACCCAAAAGCUCAGCUGGAACAAUAUCAAUAACUUCCCCCAUACUACCUUCCAGUGGGUCGCGUUGGAUGGUAGCCAGGUGAUGUGCCACAUGCCUCCCGCUGAAACAUACACCGCCGAAGCCCACUUUGGAGACCUGAAGCGCAGCGUCACUCAGCACAAGUCCAUGGAUAAGGACAAAUCUUCUUUGCUGGUCUUCGGCAAGGGUGACGGUGGUGGUGGCCCGACCUUUGAGCACCUGGAGAAAUUGCGCCGAUGCCGCGGUCUCAGUGACAAGAUUGGUACACUCCCACGAGUGAAGAUGGGCGAGUCCGUCGACGACUUCUUCGACAAGCUGGAGGAAAACGCCGCUAAUGGUACUGAUUACGCUACAUGGUAUGGCGAGCUCUACUUUGAGCUGCACCGUGGUACCUAUACCACCCAGGCGAACAAUAAGCGCAACAAUCGCAAAUCAGAAUUUUUGCUGCGCGAAAUUGAGCUCCUGGCUACCCUGGCUACCCUCCGUGGCUCUGACGAGGGGUACAAAUAUCCUAAGCGGCAGAUCGACGAGAUGUGGGAAGGUGUCCUGCUUUGCCAGUUCCACGACUGCUUGCCCGGUAGCUCUAUUGAGAUGUGCUACGAUGACUCGGACAAGCUUUAUGCUGAUAUCUUCAAGACCGGCACUAGACUGCGCAAAGAUGCUCUCGCUGCACUUGGAAUCACCAGCCCAGGUGAUAUCCAGAACUUGGUGGCUUUGAACACUUUGCCAUGGCCUCGCACGGAAAUGGUGAAGAUCCCCGAGACUUUGACUAAAUCAGAAGGCUCCAAGUACGCCCUGGUUGAAGGUUCAACUGGAGUUCUCUCAUGCCAGCCGGUUGAUUUUAGGGCCACCACCGCAGUCACGGUGUCCGAGAUCCAGCCUGGUGUGUUCCGUCUUGACAAUGGUAAGCUGAAAGUUGAUGUGCAAGGUGGCAUCAUCACCUCGCUAUUUGAUGUUGAGGCGGAUAGAGAGAUUGUCACCAAGGGUGGGAAGGCCGGACAGCUAGUCAUCUUCGAUGACAAGCCUCUAUACUGGCAAGGAUGGGAUGUGGAAGUCUUCCACCUCGAGUCUCGAAAAGAGCUGUCUAGCGGCGAGACUGUCAUUGCAGAGAACGAUCAACAUCGGGUUAGUCUGGUCACCCAGACCAAGAUCAGUGACAAGAGUUGGGUCAGAACCACCAUCAGCCUUGCCGCUUCCGUCUCCUCUGAGCCCUCGCGCGUCGAAUUCGAGAGCGAGGUGGAGUGGCAUGAAACCAUGAAGUUCCUCAAGGUCGAAUUCCCCGUGGAUGUGACCAACACCGAGGCAUCCUACGAGACCCAGUACGGUAUCAUCCGUCGCCCAACUCACUAUAACACAAGCUGGGACAUGGCCAAGUUCGAAGUCUGCUGCCAUAAAUGGGCUGAUCUCUCCGAGCACGGCUACGGCGUUUCCAUCCUUAACGACUCUAAAUAUGGCUUCGCUACCUGCGGCAACCUCAUGCGUCUGUCGCUCCUGCGUGCUCCUAAGGCACCGGAUGCUCACGCCGACAUGGGCCGCCAUGUCAUCCGCUAUGCCAUCCUUCCCCACAGUGGCCCUCUCGACGACCGGACCAUUCGUGCCGGUUACAACUUCAAUCAGCCUCUGGUUGUGGAGCAGGCCAAUUCCCAGGUCUCUGCUUGCAAUGCCGCUUUCAAGGCAGUUUCCAUUCACGGUGCGCCUUCUGUUAUCAUGGAUGCUAUCAAGCGUGGUGAAGACGAUGAGGAUGUCUCCACUGGUGGUCUCCCCGCUCGCUCUGGUCAGAGCGUUAUCGUGCGCGUCUACGAGUCUCUUGGCGGGAAAGCUCGUGGUACUCUUCGUAGCUCUCUACCGGUCAAGCGUGUGUGGAAGUGCAACGUCCUUGAAGAUGAUGAAGAAGAACUGGUAAUCCAGAAAGUUGACGAUUCCACUUCGGUGGAUAUCCAGCUCAGGGCGUUCGAGAUUGCUACAUACCGUCUCCAGCUAUAA